Actinia tenebrosa (Australian red waratah sea anemone) is the source of this 3574-nucleotide messenger RNA. RefSeq names its product QRFP-like peptide receptor. The record is from RefSeq and is a predicted model, not a curated record. NCBI's taxonomy places the organism in Eukaryota, Metazoa, Cnidaria, Anthozoa, Actiniaria, Actiniidae.
UAAAAAUAUCUAUAUUCUCGCAUUUCAAACUUCUAAAACUUCUUCAAUUGAUUGAGUGAACUUCAAAUACACUUCUUUUUGGGGAAAAAAAGCCUAGGGAGAAUUAACACGAAUUUCGAAACUACGGACCGAAAAUUAUCUCAAUCAACUUGGAAGCCGCUUUGUUGCAAAGCACUGUAUCUAUAAACGUGGUUUACAUUUAAAAUGUAUAUACCGCAGUGUGGUUUAGUUCCCUAGAUAAAAGAUUGUUUUUCGAUAAUCCUUCAUUAUUUUUGGUUCAAAAUUUGGUCAAACCGUACAGCAACCUAACAAUUCUUAUAUUUUUACCCAAAACAAUUAAAUAUUUAUUAUCUUCUAUGCCCUUCUUUAAUUUGCCGUUUGAUUUAGUUUUUCAGUUGAGCCUUUUUCUACCCCCAAGAUUUUGGUUGUUAUAUUUGAUUGCUUUGAUCUCAUAGAGAGAGAUAAUUUGAUAGAUCAUCCAGAAUCACCAUGAGUUGUAUGAUUAAGUGCAUGUGAAAAACAUCGGCAUUGAGACACGUACACCCUUAAAUGAACUGCACAAGCCUUACAAGUCUAUACUUGAUAACAAAUUAUCUCUGCACGUAGCAAAUCAGGUUUUUUCCACUUUUGUCUUACCAAAGGGAUGUCAUUGAAUUCAAAUGUAAAUGUGAGGACAACUGCGAGAAAAGCAAAUAAACUAAUUGCCCUAUUUCAAAUGACGUCACAUCAAAACAGUCUAUUGUCUUAACGCUAUGGAUGACAACAACAACACAAAGAAAAACACAAUAAAUUGCAUUCACAAAACAGAGAAGGGAGGAAUAACAAAAUGCUAUUAGUAUAGAAGGAUAAACCUUGACACCUAACAUAUAUGGAAACUGGACAAUUUGAAGCCUCGCUUUCGGAGAGAAAGAAGAUUUUGUCGAAACUCCCAGUGUUCUCGAUGAUUCUGUCCCCCUUGUAAACAAGUUGUGACGUCAUUAUGGAAUAGGGCAAUUAAGAAGCAGCUAAAGUAAAUGAACUGAAAAAUGGAUUAAGCUGGCACUCAACCGAACAUGAUGAACAUAUCGAACAAUUUAGGAGGAAACAGUUGCAGCUUUUUUACAUCAAGCUCGGCAACAACGGGCAAAAUCUUCGCCUACUCAAUCCUCAUCCCAGUGGCUCUUUUAGGGAACAUUCUUACGAUUCUCGUCAUCUACACCAACAAGAACAUGAGAACCACUCUGGACUACUUCAUCAUCAACAUGGCCAUAUCCAAUCUUCUGAUUCCGGCUGUUGCUCUUCCUUAUCAAAUCAUCAAGACUGCCAACAACUCGAAUGUAUGGUUGGUAGACGGUACGACUGGUGAAUGUCUGUGUAAAGUAGUUUUUUUACUGGUUGAUGUAAGUCCAGUUAUUUCAAUUUUCAGUCUUGUAGGAUUGACGUUUGACAGGUUUCGAGCAGUUGUUUGCAGAAAUAACAGUUCCUUCCUCGAGAAAUCAAAAUACAUAGCAUUGCUCAUGGUGUUUAUCUGGUUAAUGUCGUUGACCAUUUUUUCUCCGUAUUUCUACACUUUUCGUCUUCACCGCCAUAACAACAUGACGUACUGUGUACAACGCUGGAGCCCAGCUUUUGAUCAAGUCAAAGCACAUCGUACUUUUUCAGCCAUCGUUCUAGUCCUGGUCAUCAUCAUUCCAUUCUUYAUCCUAAYUACUCUUUAUUCGGCUAUUUUGAUUACCUUAAUCAAAUGGCUUCCACUCUACAAUCCACAAUCAUCAGCAGCGCGAAGCCGUAGGAAUCAAACUAUCAAAAACACUACAAAAAUGGCCUUUACUCUGGUGCUUGCGUUCGGGUUAUGUUGGGGUCCGUACAAUGUUUUUAUGAUCCUCUGGGCUUUUCCAUGGGACUGGAAGCCAUUACUCGCCUGCAGAAUACAGAUUGUAUUCUUUUUGUUUCAGUUCUUCACGUAUGUCUAUAGCUGUGUUUGUCCCUCAAUUUAUUUCUUAUUUUUAGCUAAAUACAAGCGGGGAAUCAAAAAGUUAUUUGCUAAAAUAUUAUCAUUAUCUUUGCACUGAAAAAAAAAAUCAAUGGAAAGCGUCUGGAACUGAGACACUCGAUACUAAAAUCUUUAAUAUCAAAAACUUUUUUUUAAAGCAAUGAUAUGUAUUUGCACGAUUUUCGCUCUUUCUUUACAGUCGCUGUUGACAUCGGAAGUCAUAUAUCGAUUUUCUUUAGAGAGGAAAUCGUUUUUAUGUCGUUAAAUAUAGGAGUUAGACAUUAUAAUUAACGUUUUCAAGGUUAAUGGUGGAUCUAGAAGGGGGAAAAGAAAAAGAAUUUAAAGCAAAAUAAUAAAGAGGAGAAAGAAAAAAUAAAGCCGGUUUCUAUACACUUAUCUAUAGGCACUUUUAAAACAAUCAUACGACCGUGUAGCCCCCUUUACAGCCAAUCGCCAAUAUUUUUAUAGUUUUUUCCAAAACAGGAAAAGAACCAGAAAGAGAGAGAAAGAUCUCUAAUCGAUAACAGAACAGCCGUCGGGGGCAUUUGAACUCCAAUAAACGUUUCCCCGACAAAGUUUAAUUACUAAAAUAAAAUAAAUUAUUCGAGAGUUCUAAGGGAUAGAAUUUGGUUAAAUCACAUGCGAUACGCUUUGCCUAUAAAACUCGUGAUAUACAUUAUGAGGACUGCUUGACUAAUAUUAAGGAAAUCGAACACUUUGCUUAAACGUUAAUUAAAAAUAAUAAAUUUUCAUAGAAAUUGCUUAAAAUAUUUCAAGAUUUUUUUUUUAACCUAUCAUAAUGUUAUUUAAAAAGUCGAUCGAAAGCGAUAUCUACAUAUUGUUUUUAUUAGUUUUACCACUUCGUCGUCGCAUUUCAAAACAACGGGGGAAAAAGAGAGACCAACCUAGAGAGGACUUUCAGAAUUGUUUUCAUGGAAAAGAUUCAAGAGUAGUCGUGCGUGCUGUAGUACUUGCUUCGCUACUGACGAUUUCUGGCCAAAAAAGCACAAACAAAAAAAAUUCAUUAAGAAUUUGAGCAAAUUACUACAUAACCGGUUUAGUAAAUUAUCGUCAUUAGCAGCUACACAGCUUAUAAAAAUAAAUAAAUAAAUAAACUGAACUAAAUAUCGACGUUAACUAGUCCAUACCAGCAAUGAAUGCGUGCCGCGAAUCGUACCAGAAUUUGGAUUAUCUUUCCAUUAACUGGCUUAAAAAAUCGUAUUAAUUUUCAAACCAAAAUGAGAAAAGAAAAAAGAUUAUAAAAAUGGAUAAUUUUGUAAUUAUGGCUUUUUAAAAUCAAAGUAGUUAGAAAGGGGGAAAAAAAUGUCACUUUUGCGUACUUUGGUUGCUGUACAACCAGGCCUUCACUUUCACGUUUGCGCAUGCUCGGUUGGAGUACAGUGCUGCCCAGUCUUUGUAACCAGGCAUGCCUCACUUGGGGACCUUUCUCUUCGCUUCUCCAAAUAGAUUUUUGUUUCUUUUUCGUCUUCAAAUAGCUUUUGAACUGAGCCAACCAGCAGUAAACGUCAUUUUAGAGAGCCAAUCAGUAAACGACAUUUUUAUAAAAUACAAAAUAAAAUACAUAAUAAUGAUCUGAUAAUG